AUGAGAAGAAUAACGGAUAUUGGGAUGCACUGCAAACGGCAGAUGAUAUGCGAGGAUAAACAGACAGGAGGAGUAUUACGUGUUCCUGCUGAUGUAUUGUACAUGAUGUCGAGGUAUGAACGGCGCUUGCAAGGCUUUUGCAGAAGUACUGGAGUGAAUGAGGCGGUGCCUGUGCAUGCACCAUGGAAGAUGUCGUACGAAAGAAAAGUGGUAUAUGAUUGCAAGACGGUGUUUGAUGUAGAUCUGUGUCCUUUUGUGAAUCUGAGCAGCCUGUGCAUAAGAAACACAUGCUACUUUGAUGUGUAUUCGAUUAAUGGGAGUAUGAUAAGAGUGCUGGAGAUGGAGAAUAUCUCGAAAGUGGAUGUAACACGAAUGCCGUGUAUGGAUUUGCUGGAAGAGAUAAAGAUGAAGGGAUGUACAAUAUCAUAUGCAAGUCUGGAGUGUAUCUUAAGUAUAGGAACACUGGUGAGUGUAUCGCUUGAUGGAGUUGUUGUAUCUGAGGAGGCAGCAAACAGAAAUGGAUUUUGUAGUCAUGGAGUUGGGAUGUAUAGCGAUAUGCUUAUGAGGAUGGUUGAGCAAAUGCCUCGACUGAAGCGAAUUGAAUUGGUUAAUAUGGAAGUGGAUAUAGAAAGGGUUGUCAGUGGAUGUGUUAUGAGUGAUGUGACAUGGUUUAAGGUACGGAGCAAGGAUGUGCAUGUGGAAGUUGCAUUUUGUGCAUUUGCAAGUAGGAUCAGAUGUCUCAAUGGCAUGAAGUAUCUAUCAGGCAUUGAACUGUGCGAAGCCGAGGCUAUGUGUGUGGAAGGCAGUGACAUAAAGCAUUUGAGUGAGAUGAGUGUUCCAAGGGUGAGCUUUCUCAGUGUGCGCAACGCAGAGAUAGAUGGCAGGCUUGCAAGAACGAUGUGCACGAAGUACUCUAAGCUUGUUAGGAUUGAGUUUAUAGGAUGUAGAUUUGAAGGAACAGUGUUUUAUGAAAUAAGCACGCACUUCAGGAAUUGCCUGAGGUAUUUGAAUUUGAUGAAGUCUGACCUGCCUCACGAUUACAUGUGCUUUUUGGGAGGCAUACUGAGGCACUGUGUCGUAAGAUUGAAGAAUGGAGAGCAAGUGGUUGUGAGAAGGAAGGAAUCUGGAGAUUGA
Messenger RNA from Ordospora pajunii, 1134 nucleotides. RefSeq lists its product as uncharacterized. NCBI's taxonomy places the organism in Eukaryota, Fungi, Microsporidia, Ordosporidae. The record is from RefSeq and is a predicted model, not a curated record. The coding region runs from base 1 to 1134 and encodes 377 amino acids. The transcript has a single exon.